AUGAAGUUGGGUGGCUUAAACAUGUUCCUCCUCAAUGAUCCUGCUGUGAUUCGCGAUUUGCUGGAGAAAAGAAGCAAUAAUUAUUCAUGUCGCCCAGACCUAUAUGCUCGACAGUUUGGGGAUAAUCUCAAUAUAGCGCUGAGAGAGUAUGUCAUCGAAUCCAACUUUAAUGACGAGAUAUGGCGUCGCCAGAGGAAGAUGUACCACGUCCGCUUAAACGUGAAGUCCGCCGAUAGAUACCUUCCUUAUCAGCAUUGCGAUAGUCUGCAGCUUCUAGAUGAUAUUGUCGACCGCCCAGAUGCUUGGCUAGAACAUAUCCAGAGAUACACUGCCAGUAUCUCAACCACUUUGCUAUACGGGUGGAGAACACCUCACACCAACACAGGUUACGUCAAAGACCUUCUUGAAUGGAUGGAUGUCACCUCCGAAGCUCUGAACUUCCAGCUUGUUGACUUUUAUCCUUCGCUGCGCAUUCUCUAUAAACUCCUCCCUGGCUGGGUGCUUCCAAAUAAAAGAAAACUCCAAAACCUUCAGAAACUGGAAAACCGAGUAUUUUACGAUCUAUUGGGAAAAGCAAAGGAGAAGUUGGAAGCUGGACAGGCUCAUCCCAGCUUUAUCCGCGAUAUGCUGACGGACCAAGACCAAGACCGGCUAGAUGACCGCCAAAUUGCGAACAAUGCGGCACAUGGCUUCGGGGCCGCAAUGGACACUUCGGCGAAUACCCUUGUGGGAUUUAUAAAGGCCAUGGUCAUGUUUCCUGAUGUUCAAGCAAAAGGGCAAGAAGAAAUCGACGCCGUCAUCGGAAGCGAUCGGUUACCGCAAUGGGACGAUCGCGACCGCCUCCCCUACAUUCGUGGAAUAGUGGAAGAGACUUUCAGAUGGGCUCCGAGUCCUCUUAGUGCGGCGGUCCCACACGCAGCUAAAGAAGACGACGUGUAUAAUGGUAUGGUUAUCCCGAAGGGAUCAAUGAUGAUGAUAAACGUUUGGACUCUGAAUCAUGAUCGUUUCCCCAAUGCUCGCGAUUUUGAUCCCACGAGGUAUACACCUGAAUCAACUUUGGUGGAAAAUAACUCCAUCAGCCAAGAUUCUCCGCGUCGAAUGCAUUUCACGUUUGGGGCUGGGAGGCGAGUUUGCCCGGGAUUCCAUGUGGCCGAAAGGAACAUAUUUAUAGCGGUAUCUCGCUUGCUCUGGGGCUUUAAUUUCCACCGAGCCCUGGACGCAAGUGGCAAAAUAAUUCCGAUUAAUCGAGACGCGGUAACUCCUGGCCUUAUUGUGCGACCGGAAGAUUUUGAGUGUGCGAUCAAGGUUCGUAGCAAGAGCCGUGAAGAGUUUAUUCGAAAGAGCUGGAGUGACGCCCAAGAGAAUCUUGACAGCGAAGGAAACUUCACGUCGGAGUUUAUCAAAGCCUCAUUCACAUAA
Messenger RNA from Clonostachys solani, 1419 nucleotides. NCBI's taxonomy places the organism in Eukaryota, Fungi, Ascomycota, Sordariomycetes, Hypocreales, Bionectriaceae. The record is from the annotation of a GenBank genome assembly.